CGGAAGUGACGCGUUUUGUGUUUAUGUGGGGAAAAGAUGUCGGAAACUAACUCGUCUGUGGCAAUGAAACGAAGUGCCUCGGCGGGUUCCUCCGCUGUCAGCAUUGACACUAUCGAGAGCCUGACUGAGCUGGAUGAGCUAGAGCGGGUGUAUCAGCAGCUGUGCGAGGAAGAGAAGCAGGUGGACUCAGAGCUUGAGGCACUGGUCAGUCAACGUGGGAAUAUAGAGACCAAGAUGCUUGCUUUGCAGAGGAUGGGCCCCAACCUGCAGCUCAUUGAGGGAGAUGCUAGCCAGCUGUCUGGCAUGAUCACCUUCACCUGCAGCCUUGCUGAAAAUGUCAGCAGCAAAGUUCGGCAGCUGGACCUGGCAAAGAACCGGCUAUACCAGGCGAUUCAGCGGGCAGAUGACAUCCUGGACCUGAAGUUCUGCACGGAUGGGGUCCAGACCGCUCUACGUAACGAGGACUAUGAGCAGGCAGCGGCCCACGUGCACCGCUACCUGUCACUGGACCAGUCGGUCAUCGAGCUCAGCCGGCAGGGCGGAGAGAGCAGUGCGGUGGACGCCAGCUUGGCUCUCCUGCAAGAGGCUGAGCAGAAGCUGAAAGCGCUGGUGAAGGAGCGUCUGGAUCAGGCCAUUGCUGAUGGAGACCUGGCCCAGGUGGAGAGGUUCUUCAAGAUCUUCCCCCUGCUGGGCCUUCAUGACCAGGGCCUGGCCCGCUUUGCCCAGUACCUCUGCACCCAGUUGGCCAGUAAGGCAGAGGAGAACCUUGUCCUGGCAGUAGGUGGUGAGCUGGGCGAGCGUAGGGCAGCACUCAUCUUCGCUGACACCUUGACACUACUGCUGGAGGGCAUAGCGCGGAUUGUGGAGACCCACCAGCCCAUCGUGGAGACAUACUACGGCCCUGGGCGUCUCUACACCCUGAUCAAGCACCUGCAGGUGGAGUGUGACCAGCAGGCUGAGAAGGUGGUGGAUAAAUUCAUGCAUCAGAGAGACUACCAGAACAAGUUUCAGAUUGUGCAAAGCAGCAUGAUGAGAAGCUUGCCCACAGAAAAGAUGGAGCCCAGGGAGCUGGACCCAGUGCUGCUGGAGGUCACAGUGAUGAACGCUCGGGCGGAGCUUUACCUGCGUUUCCUUCGCCGACGCAUCACAGCCGACUUCGAAGUCGGGGACGCUACCGCUCCAAAGGAAACCGUACAGGAGCACCAGCAGAGCAUGGAGAAGCUGUUGAAGCACUGCCUCCUGAGCCGGAACAUGCAGGAGAUCAUUGGGUACUACAUCCCCAUGGAGGAGUACUACAUGAGAGAGAGCGUCAACAAGGCCGUUGCCAUGGACACGUAUGAGAAGGGCCAGCUGACCUCCAGCAUGGUGGAUGACUGUUUCUACAUUGUGAAGAAGUGCAUCAGCAGGGCUCUGUCCAGCUCCAACAUCGACUGCCUCUGCGCCAUGAUCAACCACGCCACCUCCGUGCUGGAGUCCGACUUCAGGGAGGUGCUGUAUAAUAAGCUCCGGCAGGGCUUCCCCGCCACCACGCUGCAGGAUAUCCAGCGCGGCGUGAGCAGUGCCGUCAGUCUGAUGCAGAGCAGCCUACAGCAGGGCAAGUUCAACACGCUGGGCAUCGAGAGCGCUGAGGACGCCAAGGCAUCCUUCCUGGUGACACUGAAUAAUGUGGAAGUGUGCAGUGAUAACAUCAUCACCCUAAAGAAGAACCUGGAGAACGACUGCGCCAAGCUGUUCAGCCAGGGCUUCGGCUCGGGGGAGCAGGCCCAGGCUAAGAUUGACAGCUGCAUGGCGGACCUGGUGAGCACGUCCAGCAAGUUCAAGGACCUCUUGCAGGAGGGGCUCACGGAAUUAAACAACACUGCCAUCAAGCCACAGGUCAAGCCCUGGAUCAGCAACUUCCUGUCCAUCUCGCACAACAUUGAGGAGGAAGAGUUUAACGAGUACGAGGCUAACGAUCCGUGGGUCCAGCAGUUCAUCGUCAACCUGGAGCAGCUGAUGGCUGAAUUCAAGGCGGGACUGUCCCCAGUCAUCUAUGACACACUGACCAGCCUGAUGACCAGUCUGAUCUCCUUGGAGAUGGAGAAGGCGGUGCUGAAAUGCACCUUCAGCAGGUUGGGGGGACUGCAGUUUGAUAAGGAGCUGCGCUCUCUCGUGGCCUAUCUGACCACCGUCACCACCUGGACCAUCAGAGACAAGUUUGCCCGGCUCACACAGAUGGCCACCAUCCUCAACCUGGAGCGGGUGACAGAAAUUCUGGACUACUGGGGUCCCAAUUCCGGCCCCCUGACCUGGCGGCUGACCCCUGCGGAGGUACGGCAGGUGCUGGCUCUCAGAAUGGACUUCCGCAGCGAGGACAUCAAGAGACUGCGGCUGUGAACUCUGACCUCUGGAGCCGCGCCUCCCUAGCCUGAGCACAGUGACUGUCCGGUCUUUUUUCCAUUAAUGUGCCGAGCACACGUGUUAGGGUGUGGACAAGCCAACGGGAGAAAGCCGGGGUGUUCGGAAAUCUUGUAAAUUGGUGGUGGGAUGUGGUGGAAAAUGACUGCUGAUCCUCCAGAUGCUUGCCCAGAGGGGAGAUGGACUUACCUGGUAUUGCAGUAACCAAUGUUGCAGCAACUUUACUGAAACCAAUCACAGAGAAGCCAUGAGUCAUGUGACUAUUGAAGAAUCAUGUGAAAUGGGAGCAGAGAUUGAAUGUAGAAAAAAAAGACUU
Messenger RNA from Conger conger (European conger), 2713 nucleotides. RefSeq names its product component of oligomeric golgi complex 4 (gene cog4). The record is from RefSeq and is a predicted model, not a curated record. The coding region runs from base 37 to 2376 and encodes 779 amino acids. Lineage: Eukaryota; Metazoa; Chordata; Actinopteri; Anguilliformes; Congridae. The transcript has 19 exons.